AAGAGGCUGUGAACGAGGUGAAGCGCCAGGCCAUGUCAGAGCUCCAGAAGGCGGUUUCAGAGGCGGAGAGGAAGGCCCAUCAGAUGAUCAGCUCGGAACGGUCCAAGAUGGAGCGUACGGUGGCAGAGGCCAAGAGACAGGCAGCGGAGGACGCACUGACUGUCAUCAACCAGCAGGAGGACUCCAGCGAGAGUUGUUGGAACUGUGGGCGGAAGGCGAGCGAGACCUGCAGUGGCUGCAACACAGCGCGCUACUGUGGCUCCUUCUGCCAGCACAAGGACUGGGAGAAACACCACCACGUGUGUGGCCAGACCCUCCAGGCAUCCAAAGCAGCCCAGCAACAGGGUCAGGGUACAGAGACCUGCGCUCCCAUCAGCUCCUCCACUACGCCCUCUAGUGGAGGAGGCAGCCCAGCCGGAACUCCGCCCAUCGCCACACCCCGCUCCGGCACCCCAGGAACCCCAUCUACGCUGGAAACCACGCCGCACUAAACCGGGGAGCCACCCGGGGAGCCGUGGGAAACUCCCAGUAGCACAACAUGACUGGCUCACUUGAUGCUAAAUGCUAAGGCGCUAACGCUACAACGAGAGAUGUAGAUUUAUCUUGGAUUAGUGGAGGUUCCACACAACACAGGAGGUUUAUACAUGUAGAUCAGUCACAUUGACUUGCCAUGAUUAACAAAGAACACACAAAAAAAGGUUAUUUGUUUUAAUUAUUAUUGUUAUUGUUAUUGUUAUUGUUACCAAUGCCCUUAUUGUUAUUAUUGUUAUUAGCGUCCGUUUGUUGUUGUUGUUGUUUAUUGCUAUUCUUUCAUUCCUUUUUUUCAUGUAAAUAUGAAGAUAGAAAGUGAGUGGAUAACAGCAGUGAAACUCCACACAAAUACAUCUGACAACCCCUUGUGUUGA
Messenger RNA from Salvelinus namaycush (lake trout), 905 nucleotides. Its product is annotated as protein CBFA2T1-like. Gene Ontology annotation, cellular component: nucleus. Gene Ontology annotation, molecular function: transcription corepressor activity. NCBI's taxonomy places the organism in Eukaryota, Metazoa, Chordata, Actinopteri, Salmoniformes, Salmonidae. Gene Ontology annotation, biological process: negative regulation of DNA-templated transcription. The record is from RefSeq and is a predicted model, not a curated record. The annotation marks the transcript as partial. The transcript has 2 exons.